GUUUCACAGAGCUCUCUGUUGUUAUCUCGUGAUGCUGCAAACUAGUCGUGACUAAGUGUUGAAGCAAGCAGGAAUAUCUGGAGGAGUAUCAUCUGAACUGAGAUCUGCUGCUGUGAAGAUGGUGUUUGUUAAAGAGGAGAGUGAGGAGAACAUGAUUAAACCAGAAACCUGGAGAAUAAAACACGAGGAACCAAAAACCGGGAGAAUAAAACACGAGGAACCAGAACCCGAACCAGAAACCUGGAGAAUAAAACACGAGGAACCAGAACCAGAACCAUGGAGAAUAAAACAGGAGGAACAAGGAGAGUUGAUUAAAGAAAACAAGGAGAAUGAAGAAUUGAGAGAAGAUGAGGAGAAAAAUCAUGUCAAACCUGGAGAAAAAACUUUGAGUUGCUCUCAAACCAAACAGAAAGAUUUAAAGAAAAGAGGAGCAGAGAAAUCUUUUAUCUGCACUCAGUGUGGAAAGAGUUUCACACACAAACAUCAUCUUAAGUGUCACAUGAGGUUUCAUACGGGAGAGAAACCAUACACUUGUGAUCAGUGCGGGAAGAGUUUCUCACAAUCAUCACACCUUAGGGGCCACAUGUUCAUCCACACUGAAGAAAAACUUCACGCAUGUGAUCAAUGCGGAAAAACAUUUUCGAGGCCUUCAAACCUGAAGACACACCUGAGAGUUCAUACAAAGGAGAAGCCAUAUUCAUGUCAUUUGUGCGGAAAGAGUUUUUCACGUCCAGAAAAUUUGAAAGAACAUCUGAAAAUACAUACUGGUGUGAGAGAGUUUGUGUGCUUUGAGUGUGAGAAGACUUUUACUUCAGCAAAGUGUUUAAAACGGCAUCAGAGGGUCCACACUGGAGAGAAACCUUAUAAGUGUUCGCACUGUAACAAGAGAUUCAGUCAGUCAGGACACCUGAAAACACACGAGAGGAUUCACACCGGAGAGAAACCGUAUCACUGCACUGAAUGUGGGAAGAGUUUCAUUCAAUCAUCUGCUCUACACAUUCAUACAAAAAACAAUCACAGGGCAACACCUCUUAAUGGCACAAGCAAUGGGACCAUUGACCUGGACACAAAGACAGGCGGAAAGUGUGCACCAACCGGUGGCUGCCAGUGGUCUGCAUAUGAAUGUAGAUGCUACCGCUUUUUUGGCUGCGGGACUUCCCGGAUUGAUGCAGAGAAACAGUGUUUGGACUACAACGGGCACCUCGCCUCUGUACACACUAAUGCGGAGUACACCUUCAUACAGAACCUGAUUAAAUCUCAAACUCAAGCUUCAACUGAGGCCUGGAUAGGAGGCUAUGGCUCUGUUUCAGAGAGAUCAUGGCUCUGGAAUGAUGGGUCCAAAAUGAACCUAGAGAUAUGGGCUCCUGGAAAACCCGAUCAUAAGAAUGGGGAAGAGAAGUGUAUUGGGAUGAACUAUGACUGCUCAGAAAAGUGGAAUAACUACAAGUGUGAUCGGAAAAUGGGUUUUGUGUGUAGCAGGAUGAGAAACCUUAAUGGAGAAUGUUGAAUGUCAUAUUGUCUUGCAUUAAAGGAAUAGUUGACCCAAAAAUGACAAAUAUUUACAACAGUGCUUACCCUCAGUCGAUCCAAGACAAAGAGGAGUUCUUAAUCAGAACAGAUUUGAAGAAAUAUAAGUUUAUAUCAUUUGCUUAUCGAUGGAUCCUCUGCGGUGAAUGGGUGCCAUCAGAAUGAGAGCUUAAACAGCUGAUCAUGAAAACAUCACAAUAAUCCACACGACUCCAGUCCAUCAAUUAAUGUCUUGUGAAGUGAAAGGCUGCAAGUUUGUAAUCAAAUUUUCUUUUUCAUUUUUUGGUCAACUGCUCCUUUAACUAAUUCUCUCUGAUUUCUUUACUAAUGUGCAAGUAGAACUCACAUAUAUGUGCAUUUUCUGAAUGAAACUCCCGAAGGUUUUGGUAAACUUUGUAUCUGAGUAAAUAAAAUUCUGCAUCAGAGCUGCUUUGCUUUUGUCAUGCCUGUGUGUCGUUAUAGGAAAUAAACAGAAACAUUUGCUAAUCGAGUUGUUAUAGAACAAACUGUAAAGUAAUUCAAUGAGAAGUGUGCCAAAGAAAGAGAAUAUUUGAAGAUGAUUUUUGUCAAAAUGUCUAUUCAAUGAAAUUACAAAGCUUAUAUAAAGCAGCAGUAAUACAAACACCAAAUUCUUUAUAGAGUAACUUCUGACGGUGAUUAGUCCACGUGAAGGAGAUGCUUCCAUUUUUUUAACACCCCAAAACUGGACUGGUAUGAGAUGAUGGCAGCUUCGAAUGUGGAUUCCUUCAUCUGACGAUGACGAACCUCUCGAACGUAUGAGCUGCAGUUAACUGUAGUCCUUAUG
Onychostoma macrolepis is the source of this 2332-nucleotide messenger RNA. RefSeq names its product gastrula zinc finger protein XlCGF57.1-like. Gene Ontology annotation, cellular component: chromosome. The coding region runs from base 119 to 1507 and encodes 462 amino acids. Gene Ontology annotation, biological process: regulation of transcription by RNA polymerase II. The record is from RefSeq and is a predicted model, not a curated record. Gene Ontology annotation, molecular function: chromatin insulator sequence binding. Lineage: Eukaryota; Metazoa; Chordata; Actinopteri; Cypriniformes; Cyprinidae. The transcript has 9 exons.